GCCGGGCCCAGCGAAGGCGGGCGUGCAGGGAGGGCUGCGGGAGCCGGCCCAGCCGCCGGCCGGCAUGGGGGCCGGGGCUCUGGCCAUACGCCAAAGCAAAUCAGCUGUGAGAUUGAAGGAGGACAUGAAAAAGAUAGCUGUGCUUCCACUCAACAAGCAGAGGGACACAACCUGCCCAAAGGUCUUUGGUGUGAGUCUUCUGGAGCUCCAGCAGCAGGGACUGAGCAAGAAUGGCAUCCCAAUAGUUGUGUGGAAUAUAGUAGAGUACCUCACCCAGCAUGGUAUGACCCAGGAAGGCCUCUUCAGGGUGAACGGCAGCAUGAGGAUAGUGGAGCAACUGCGUCUGCAGUACGAGCGUGGAGAAGAAGUGGAGCUUGUUAAGGAUGGUGAUGUGUACUCAGCAGCCAGCCUGUUGAAAUUGUUUUUGAGAGAGUUGCCAGAUGGGAUUAUCACCUCUGCCUUACAUCCCAGGUUCAUUCAGCUUUACCAGGACACUAGGAAUGACAUGCAGAAGGAGAGCAAUUUGAAAGAGCUCCUUAAAGAACUGCCUGAUGCUCAUUACUGCCUGCUGAAGUAUCUGUGCCAGUUCCUGGUAAAGGUUGCUGAACAUCAUGUAGAGAACAGGAUGAACCUUUGCAAUCUUGCCACUGUGUUUGGACCAAACUGCUUUCACGUGCCCUCUGGAUUUGAAGGUAUAAAAGAACAGGAGAUAUGCAACAAGAUAAUGACAAAAAUGCUGGAAAAUUACAAUACCUUGUUUGAAUUGGAAGGUUUGAAGAAGGAUGAAGAAAAGCCUGUGUGUGAGGAGCUAGCAAGAAUUUUUUUGGUAAAAAUGACAAACUCCACAGUGGAAGGAUCCAGCCAAACGUGCAUAGUGCCACAGCCAGGCCUGUCAGAUGGAGUGCCUCAGGUCAGCCUCCAGUUAACAGACCAUCCUUCAUGUUGGAAGGAGAUGGAUUUAACAGAUGAAAUCUGCUACAUUAACAGUGAUGCAUUUUUCUCCAGCUCCCAAGAAGAUGAGCGGCCUAUGUCACCCUUCUAUGUGAGUGCCCACGUAUCACAAGUCAGUAGUAAUAUUCCUGCUACAGGAGAGUAUUUAGAGAAGACAAUCCGCUCCGCCGUGGAGCAGCAUCUCUUUGAUGUUCAUGGCUCAGGCGGCCAGAGUUCAGAGGACUCUGAAUCGGGAACAUCUUCAGCCUCUUCUAAUAUGUCUGCCAGGCAGAGGAGGCGACACCACAAAGAGCAGGAGGAAGCCCGGAGAAACAGAGACAUGGAAGUCGUCAACAAAGAAAACAUUCCCUCUGGAUUCAGCAAUCUUGAAGACUGUAUUCUAGCUGCUCAAGAAGUAGAAAAGUUACAAGACAACAGCUCUGGAUAUCUUAGUGAAAGGAAUAAACCAAAGCGGCAGAAAUCCAGCACCAAGCUUUCAGAGCUUAAUGACAACCAGGACAGUGCUGUGAGUAUGGAAAGCUUUAGCUCAACCAGGCCUGUAGACAGAACAGGACCUGAUGACAUGGAAAUAUUAUCUGAAGAAAGCAAAGAAAGUGAAAACGAUGAGGUUUUUUUCAGGCAUUCUCAGCUGACAUCAAGUAUGAAGAUUCAAGAGCAUCCAAGUAUUCCUGAAAGCAAGUUGCAAAGAAAUCAAGAUGCUGAUGAUCAGGAAAACAGCUUUGUGUCGGACGUGCCUCGGCUGGAUUUGACAGCACUGUGUGAUGACAGCUGGGAAGAGCCCAUCCCUGCUCUUUCCUCAUGGCAGCGAGACGGCUUAGGCUCAGACGAGGCUCGGCUCUCCCCGCAGGCCGGACGCUUAAUUCGACAGCUUCUGGAUGAGGACAGUGACCCUAUGCUGUCCCCUCGUUUCUAUGCCUAUGGACAGAGCCAGCAGUACCUGGAUGAUACAGAAGUGCCUCCUUCCCCUCCCAAUUCUCACUCCUUCAUGAGGAGGCGAAGUUCAUCUUUGGGGUCCUAUGAAGAUGACCGAGAGGACCUUACCCCUGCACAGCUCACACGGAGGAUUCAGGGACUGAAGAAAAAGAUCAGGAGAUUUGAGGACAAAUUCGAAGAGGAGAGGAAAUACAGGCCUUCCCACAGUGACAAAGCAGCCAACCCAGAAGUGCUUAAAUGGACAAAUGAUUUGGCCAAAUUCCGAAAGCAACUUAAAGAGUCAAAACUGAAGAUAUCAGAGGAAGACCUUGGCCCUGUUGUGCGUCAGAGGAGCAACACGCUCCCCAAGAGCUUUGGCUCUCAACUUGAAAAGGAUGAUGACAAGAAGCAAGAUCUGUCAGAUAAAUCUGCCAAGCCUCCUGUGGAAGCAACCCUUGAUUCCAUCCAGAAGAAGCUUCAAGAAAAGCGAACAGAGUCAAACCGACCUGAAGAUAUUAAGGACAUGACAAGAGAUCAGAUAGCAGCUGAAAAAGUGUCUCUUCAGAAAGCUUUGCUGUAUUAUGAAAGCAUUCAUGGCAGACCGGUUACCAAAAAUGAACGACAGGUGAUGAAGCCGUUGUAUGACAGGUAUCGCUUGGUCAAGCAGAUCCUCUCCAGAGCCAACACCAUCCCUAUCAUUGGUUCCCCCUCCAGCAAGCGGAGAAGCCCUUUGCUGCAGCCAAUUAUCGAGGGCGAAACAGCUUCCUUCUUCAAGGAGAUAAAGGAGGAAGAGGAGGGGUCUGAGGAGGACAGCAAUGUGAAGCCAGAGUUCACAGUGACCAUGAAAACAGAUUUCAGUGUGAGGAGCUUCUUGGAUCAACUUGAAGAUGAUGCUGAUGGUUUUGUUUCCCCAGUGGAUGAUAAGAUGCCAUCCAGGAGCAAUCAGGAUAUGGGGCUUUCAAAUCUCCAUGAAGCAUCCAUCCCUGAACUCUUAGAGCAGCUCCAAGAAGUCAGGGAAGAGAAAAAGCAAAUCAGAAAAAAAUUGAGAGACUUUGAAGAUAAUUUUUUCCGACAAAAUGGAAGGAAUGUGCAGAAAGAAGAUCGUACUCCUAUGGCUGAAGAAUACAAUGAGUACAAGCAGAUCAAGGCCAAGCUGAGGCUGCUGGAGGUCCUGAUCAGUAAAAGAGAUAUUAGCUCCAAGAUCAUGUAAAGAAGAUUGUUUUGCCAAUAAACAAAGAGGAGAGAGCACCAAAUGGACAAAUGCAUGAAUUGGAUGCAGCAGGAGCCUGGCUGGGGAGAGCUGAGGAGCUCCCUGGGAACUGAAGAGCCAUUCCCAGAAGUGGGAGGGGGAGGAAAGGUGACUUUCUGUCACUUGCUGUUGCCCACUCUUGUCUCCAAGCCUGAUAUCAAAAAUGGAGUUUGCAAGUGUGGGAGAGGGAUCCUUCUGUUCUGGUUUGCUUAGAGAUCCUGUAAUGUUUAGAAUAUCAAAGACAGCCACACUAUUUUUUUUUCCCAGGAUAUCACAGCAAGAGGCAAAGUAGGAUGAAUAGUGAUUAAAUCAUCAAAUAGCUUCUACUUUAGUUUACCAUUCAAGUGCCCUGACUGAUCUUAUGUGGAGGCACAGGUCAGAUGGCAUCAAGACUGUUCUCCUGUGGUUACGAUGAAGAUUUGCUCAGACUUUUGACCUGUUUGGAGUCCAGCAUCUUCUUUUGCUCUAGAUAAGUGUUGUAACAAUCUCCUGGUAACCAUCCAGAGCUGGUGUGAGUUAGUUUUGCCUAGAAAACACCUGAGAUGGGUUUUCUUCCUGCUUUUUUAAUGGCCAAUUCGACUGAAGUAGGAAAAAAGAACUUGCAUCUGUUUGGGACAGCAAAGAAAAUGAGCUGUGCAGCAAGGUUCUUGCCUGCUCGUUCUACUUGGAAAGUGAUACUAUAAAAUGAUCAUGUUUAGGCAACUGGGAAGAAAAGAGGUUUUAAAAACCCUUGGGGUAUUGGUAACUGAUGGUUUAAAUGUGUGGUGUCCAGGUAACUGUAAGACCCACCCCAUGAGUGUGUGUGCUUCAUCAUCUGAUACGGAUAUGAGUCUAAGAUGAACAGUCCAUGGGGUCCAUGUGGGGCCAUAUCUACUUGCUUGUUCUUUUAUGUAGCCCAUCAGACAGGCAACACAGGCUGCAGCAGUGCCAGUGUGAUGGUGCUGACAGUGGAUGGUCUCUUCCUGGUGUGUCAGUGGUAUACCAGGGAACUGAAAGCCCAGAGCCCUGCUCUGCCUGUGGGAAGGGUCCGUGUCUCAGGUGCAGGUUUUGACAAUUCAGCAUUUUCAGAUUCAUUUAUGACUUUCAGAAGAGAAGAGUCCUGGGACAUCUGAUCCAGUUGCUCGUGUCAGAGAGGAGCUGCCUGCAGGAGUGAAAGGCAGUGAGUUCAGUAACCCCAGUCAGCUGAGGGCUCUCAGUUUUGCAGUCCUGGGCCAUCUGGGCUCCUUCUCCCACUGCAGGGUCUUGUGUGCACCAGCUUGCUUUGCCCUCAGCCAAGGGCUCAACCCUGAUGUCCCAGGGAGAGCAUUUCUGUGAUGUUUUAAAUUGCAUUGGUCCCUCAGGGAGCUGGUGUGCAGAAGCCAAAUGGCUGAGAUCAAACGCAGUGCCAGGCAUCGAGCCAGGCCUCAGGAGGAGGCAAGAAGAGGACCCCCAGAACAACUUCUCCCCCUUCCUUCUUAAUAAGAGCAAGUGGACUCCCAAAUAGAUACAUUUGGGUUGUGGUAUGCAGGCAUGCACCCUUCCACUUGGUGUAUGUGCUGUGUAUGCCAAAGCUGAUGCUGAGGGUGUUUUGCUCUCUUCAGGACACUUCAAAAAGCAACCUUCUCCUGGUGGGUUUGCUUGUUUGCUGGUCUGGAUGGGUAAGGUGAAAGUACUUAGGAGGGGGUCUCCCAGGCUGUAUUUAUUUUACUGGCAGUACAAUUGCCCUUUCUGUAUAAAAUCAGCAAAGACUGAACUUCAUAUAUCCAAAGAGUCCAAGGGAAUUGUGUGCUGACAUGAGGCUUGGCUUUUCACAGAUGCUGAAGUGAUGUUUCCAUCACUUGAGGGAUGUGGGGCUCUGCCUCUGCAAAACUUAUCUUUUAGCUGACAGACAGGCUCAAAAACUGCUUUUGAAGAUGUUUGACUGGAAGGGAAGCCUGAGCAGGGUAAAUCCCUGUCACAGCACAGGGCAGCCAAGGAAAACAGAGCUGUGCCUUUGUCCUUCUGCCUGCUCUUACGGACUCUCUUCUGAGAGCUCUCCCCUAGUUAUUUUAGAUACAUUGUCUGAGCCAAACUGGCUGCAGUGUCACUAGAGGAGCACGGGAUGAGGAAAGAUGUCAGGUUGUGAAAAAGUCCACAGUGCUGUCUCUGUUGGGUAUGGUUGAGGCCCAGUUCAGUGUGGUGACCGUGUGCCUCAAGCUGCUCUGUCUGUGGAGUUUUGCUGAAUCAGAGUGGACUCAAUCUUGGGCACUUUGCUGAAUCUGGGUCUGGAUAUCUUUAUGUGGGCAAGAGAAGCAGUUUCUUCCCUUUCUUCUUAGUUGUACAUUUUUCCAGUGGGCCAAGGCUUACCAGGAGUAUGAUUUCUCUGCUUAUUUUUAAAAGCCUGUUUUGCACUGUGUUCUGAUAAAUUAUCUGUUUUGCUGGGUUUUGCCCCUGACAAAUCUCCAUAAAUGAUAUGUAGGGAACAGUCCAUUUUAUUUUUAAACUGAUGAGAUUGUAGCAUUUUCUGAUGCUUAGUUACCGCUGUUUACAUGGUAUAUUGCUAGAAUUUCAGAUAGUUUAUAUGAAAUGUAAGUACAAUUAUGCACUUUAGAGAGUUUAUAUUUUUGAACUUUGAAAGCUAAAAGUAACAAAACCUGUUAACUGAGAUUGUACAUUAAAAGAAAAAAAAACCAACAUGCCUAGCUAUCUCUCUUUUUAAACUGUUGAAGUCUUUUCCUGUGCCAAAAAAAAAGAAAAAACCCAACAAACCAACCUACCUAGCUGAGAAGGGAACUGCAAGGAAGGACCAUCAUAGAGAGGGAGUGAAUUUUAAAAUUCCAGUCCUGGAAAGGCAGGUACAAAUGCUCAACUUUCUGCCCUGGGUUUGCAGAUGCUGUGACUCCCCUCUCCCAAGCCUGCACAGGAGGAGGUCUCCCAAGGCCUGAGCACUAAAAUGUUGUCUUUGUGUCUCCCACAGAUUAUUUGACUUUGACUUCCCACUAACCACAAAUAGCCAGAAAUGAUGUUUGUCCUGCCACCCUCCCCUAAGUUAAUCCAAGGAACAUUUGUGUGUUUUGUUUGAUGAUUUCUCUAUGCCAAUGUCAAUGACGACUGGAGAACAUUAAAUACAAGGCUGUGGUUUUAAAAGGUGUGAAGUACUGUACAAAAAUCUGCUUUAUGUGAUAUAAAUAAGCCGUUGGUAUAAGACAACCUGUUUUCAUGUCACUAAAACAAGCUGUCUGCUGUAGGAUGGCAGCAGAGUCUGUUGGGCUUCCCAUCCACUGGGGCCAUUUCAGACACGUGUGUCUGUGUGUUACCACGUGGUGGUACAAUAAAUCAUUGCAGUUUGUUUAAAUUAUGAUGAUGAAUGGGUCGUGGAAAAAAGAAGAUUGAAAGAGUCAGAGGAAAAACUUGUUAUUCUUACAAGUUACAUUUGAUUUUUAUUUUGUUUACUCUUGGGUAAAGAGUGGGAUACUGGAUGUUUAUGUUAAAGGCAGUGCAAUUAAAGCAUGGUAUCUUUUCA
Molecule: messenger RNA, 6593 nt
Organism: Calypte anna (Anna's hummingbird)
Lineage: Eukaryota; Metazoa; Chordata; Aves; Apodiformes; Trochilidae
Gene: FAM13A
Product: family with sequence similarity 13 member A
Exons: 23
Coding region: 65-3073 (1002 amino acids)
Biological process (GO): signal transduction
Source: RefSeq, a predicted model, not a curated record